Aethalodelphis obliquidens (Pacific white-sided dolphin) is the source of this 5953-nucleotide messenger RNA. RefSeq names its product phospholipid-transporting ATPase FetA-like. Gene Ontology annotation, biological process: Golgi organization; phospholipid translocation. The record is from RefSeq and is a predicted model, not a curated record. Gene Ontology annotation, cellular component: trans-Golgi network; plasma membrane. Gene Ontology annotation, molecular function: magnesium ion binding; ATPase-coupled intramembrane lipid carrier activity; ATP binding. The transcript is spliced from 28 exons. The coding region runs from base 1478 to 5140 and encodes 1220 amino acids. Lineage: Eukaryota; Metazoa; Chordata; Mammalia; Artiodactyla; Delphinidae.
AAAACUAAAAUAAAAUUAUAAAAAAAAUAAAAAAUAAAAAUUACUCUCCAGAGUAAUUAUUCUUCCUCAUAGGAAGACUAUUUCCUAUCUGGUAUGUUCACUUUAAUUUUUUAGUUCUUUUGUUAUUAUCAUAUAUUGAAUAGAUAUAAAGUUUAUCACAAAUGUGUAAGUUGGAAAGAGUAACACCAUGAGCACAAAUGUAGCUUGAAACACUCCGUAUGCUUUUUCCAUCCCAUCCCCUUCCCUCUCCCUAAACUCUAUCCUGAAUUUGGUAUUUUUAAUUCCCUUGUUUCUCUUUAUAGGUUUACCUUGAAAGUAUUUAACCCUGAUGAUAUAGUUUUACAUGAUCUUUAACUUUACAUAAGUGGAAUAAUAUUUUAUGUAUACUUCUGCAAUUUGUUUUUCCCUAAAUAUUAUAUUCCUGAGAUUUAACAAUGUUAAUAUGUAUAACUUAGCUCACUCAUUUUCACUACUAUGUAGCUUUCCAUUUUAUGAACAUACCACAAGUUACUUCUCUAUUCUAUCAUUAAUAGCCAUUUGGUUGGUUUCCCAGUUUUGCUGUUAUGAGCAGUGCUAUUGCACACAUCUUCGUAUGUGGCAUAUUAUGACAGUUUCCCUAGGGUAUAUAAAUAAGAUGGACUAGCUGGGUUAUAGGGUAAAUUCUCCAUCAACUUUAUUAGAUAAGGCCAAAUUGUUUUCCAGAGUGGUUUGUCCAAUUUUUAAUACCACCAACAGUAUGUAAGUGUUCCAGUGGUUCCACUUUCUCUCUAACACAAUAUUAUUAGACUUAAAUUUUUUUUUACUAAGCUGGUGGGUGUGUAUAUUAAAAUUUUAAAACAUUGCCCUUUGUUGAUUGACUACUUUGUGUCAAGUACUGUGGCAGACGUUUUCAUACAUUAUUUAAUUUAAUCCUCUCACAGUUCUUCUUAGCUCCCUAAUGGAAACUAAUGUUGUACUUAGUUUGUAAUACAUAAUUACCUCUAAACCUCUCUCUGGCAAAUUUAUUCCUUAUCAGAUUUUUCUCCAUCUUGUAUCUGCUAAAUUUAUUUUCUGUUUCUUAAAAAAAAAUUAUUCUCACUUUAGAAGAAAUUUAAGGCAUGAAGUGGUUAAUAACUUGCCCCAAGUCACAUUGUCGUUAAUUAGUAGCAAACUUUGAAAUGAAACCCAGUUCUCUAGCUCCUAAUCCUUUUUUUUUACUCCAUCUCUUCCCUUUUCCCUCCCACAUCGCAUUUCUUCUUCCCUUCCCUCACAUUCUCCUCCUCCUCCUCUGAGUUUAACAGCUUAAAUGUAUUUUCCAGUUGGCAGCUAUGUAAUGUGAUGUGCGUGUAGAGAGCGUCACAAGAUUGGGUGAGUGCCUGGUUCCAGCUAAAUAGUCAUUACUCAGGUCCCUGGCUGGCUGUUAAGUGUCACAACCAUUUCAAAUUCCAAGCUGUGCUGCUUGUGUGCAUUUGGCCAGGCUACCCUCUCAAAGCUGUCGAUGGCCCUGCAGGGGUUGGAGAGAAUCCAGAACUUCAGGACCUCCCAUCCUUGGCUCUCCUUUCUCAGCAGUAGGAACCCCAAGCCUACUGUGGGGGUCCCUGAGAAUUCUCAGGCAACUGAAGAAAUCCCAGGGAAUUAUAACUGGAACUACUCUGCAAUGUCUGUAUUUGAAAAGGAAAGUGAGGACAAACAAAAUGGAGAACAAGAGAGGUAUCUGCAAGCCAACAACAGAGAAUUUAACAGUCUGUUCGGAUAUCCGAACAAUAGCAUCAAGACCUCAAAAUAUAAUGCCUUUAACUUCUUGCCUAUGAACCUGUUUGAACAGUUCCAGAGACUUGCAAAUGCAUAUUUCCUCUUUUUGCUUUUCCUACAGUUGAUUCCCCAGAUCUCCUCCUUGGCAUGGUAUACGACUGUGGUACCCCUGAUGGUGGUGCUGUCCAUAACAGCAGUGAAAGAUGCCAUCGACGACGUGAAAAGGCACCAAAAUGACAAUCAAGUCAACAGUCGUUCUGUUCUGCUGCUGAUGGAUGGCAGGAUAGUGACAGACAAAUGGAUGAAUGUCCAAGUGGGAGAUAUAAUAAAACUAGAAAAUAAUCAGGUUGUCACGGCUGAUAUACUAUUACUCUCUAGCAGUGAGCCCUACAGUCUGACAUAUAUAGAAACAGCAGAACUGGACGGUGAAACCAACUUGAAAGUGAAGCAAGCCAUCUCAGUUACCAGUGAGAUGGAAGAUAACCUGAAGCUACUGUCUGCCUUUGAUGGAGAAGUGAGGUGUGAGUCUCCCAAUAACAGGUUGGACAGAUUCACAGGAAUACUGAUUUAUAAAGGAAAAAAUUACGUCCUGGAUCAUGACAGGCUGAUUCUCCGAGGCUGCAUCAUCAGGAAUACAGAUUGGUGCUAUGGCUUGGUAAUUUUUACUGGACCAGACACCAAAUUAAUGCAGAACAGUGGAAAGUCCACUUUUAAACGGACACACAUAGACCAUCUCAUGAAUGUCCUUGUGCUCUGGAUUUUUCUGUUUUUAGGCAGCAUGUGUUUUGUCCUAGCAGUUGGUCAUUGCAUUUGGGAAAGCAAGAAAGGCUACUACUUCCAGGAUUUUCUGCCAUGGAAAGAAUACGUCUCUUCAUCAGCUGUCUCUGCCGUCCUUAUAUUCUGGUCCUACUUCAUUAUUCUCAACACCGUGGUGCCUAUUUCCCUCUACGUCAGUGUUGAGAUAAUAAGAUUGGGCAACAGCUUCUAUAUCAACUGGGAUCGGAGGAUGUUUUAUGAACUAAAGAACACACCAGCACGGGCUUGUACCACCACCCUUAAUGAGGAGCUCGGCCAGGUCAAAUACGUGUUCUCCGACAAAACAGGGACCCUGACUCAGAACAUCAUGAUUUUCAACAAGUGUUCUAUUAAUGGGAAAUUCUAUGGUGUUGUCUAUGACAAGAAUGGACAGAGGGUAGAAGUCUCGGAGAAAACAGAAAAAGUCGACUUCUCCUACAACAGACUGGCUGAUCCUAAGUUUUCAUUUUAUGACAAGACUUUGGUGGAAGCAGUGAAAAGGGGAGAUCGCUGGGUACACUUGUUUUUCCUGUCACUCUCAUUGUGUCAUACCGUGAUACCAGAAGAGAAAGUAGAAGGUGAGCUGACUUACCAGGCUCAGUCCCCAGAUGAAGGUGCCCUGGUCACUGCUGCCAGGAACUUUGGCUUUGUGUUCCGUUCCCGCACGUCUGAGACAAUCAUGGUAGUCGAAAUGGGGGAAACCAGAAUCUACCAACUACUGGCUAUUUUGGACUUCAACAGUGUGCGCAAGAGGAUGUCUGUUAUUGUGAGGACACCUGAAGAUCGCGUAAUGUUAUUCUGCAAGGGUGCAGACACGAUCCUCUGUCACCUACUUCAUCCAUCCUGUAGAUCCCUCAGAGAUGUGACCAUGGAACAUUUAGAUGAUUUUGCCAGUGAUGGCCUUCGCACCCUCAUGGUGGCCUACCGAGAACUGGACAAUGCAUUCUUCCAGGACUGGAGCAGGAAGCACAGUGAAGCCUAUCUGUCUUUGGAGAAUCGGGAAGAUAAAAUAUCAAUGGUCUGUGAAGAGAUCGAAAAAGACCUGACGCUGUUAGGGGCCACAGCCAUAGACGACAAGCUGCAGGAUGGAGUACCCGAGACGAUUAUCACCCUGAACAAAGCCAAAAUUAAAAUCUGGGUUUUAACUGGAGAUAAGCAAGAGACUGCUGUGAACAUUGCCUAUGCCUGUAACAUAUUUGAGGAUGAAAUGGAUGGGAUGUUUAUCGUGGAAGGCAAGGAUGAUGAGACUGUUCGGCAAGAACUCAGGUCAGCAAGGGAAAAGAUGAAACCUGAGUCUCUACUGGAAUCAGACCCGGUAAACAGUUACCUCACCACAAAUCCCCGAAUGCCCUUCAAAAUACCCGAGGAGAUGCCCAAUGGCAACUACGGCUUGAUCAUCAAUGGCUACAGUCUGGCCCACGCUCUAGAAGGGAACCUGGAGUUGGAACUGCUGCGAACGGCGUGCAUGUGCAAGGGAGUGAUCUGCUGCCGGCUGACACCCCUUCAGAAGGCCCAGGUGGUAGAGCUGGUGAAGAGGUACAAGAAGGUGGUGACACUGGCCAUCGGGGAUGGGGCCAAUGACGUCAGCAUGAUCAAAGCUGCCCACAUUGGAGUCGGCAUCAAUGGCCAGGAGGGAAUGCAGGCCAUGCUCAACAGCGACUACACCUUCUCCCAGUUCCGCUAUCUUCAGCGUCUACUCUUGGUCCACGGCCGCUGGUCCUAUAAUCGCAUGUGCAAGUUUCUCAGCUACUUCUUUUACAAAAACUUUGCCUUCACUCUGGUGCACUUCUGGUAUGCCUUCUACAGCGGGUUCUCUGCACAGACAGUUUAUGAUACCUGGUUUAUCACUUUCUACAACCUGGUCUACACCUCCCUCCCUGUCCUGGGCUUGAGUCUGUUUGACCAGGAUGUGAAUGAAACAUGGAGCCUACGUUUCCCAGAGCUGUAUGAGCCAGGCCAGCACAACCUCUAUUUCAACAAGAAGGAAUUUGUGAAGUGUUUGAUGCAUGGGAUCUACAGUUCCUUAGUGUUGUUCUUUAUCCCUAUGGGGACCGUUUACAAUUCAGUGCGCAGUGAUGGGAAGGAAAUCUCCGAUUACCAGUCCUUCUCCAUGAUAGUGCAGACCUCCUUGCUCUGCGUGGUCACAGUGCAGAUUGCCCUGGAGACAACCUACUGGACAAUGAUAAGCCACAUCUUCACCUGGGGUAGCCUGGGCUUCUACUUUUGCAUCUUAUUCUUCCUGUACAGUGAUGGCUUGUGCCUAAUGUUCCCCAACAUCUUCCAGUUCCUAGGUGUGGCCAGGAACACUCUGAACCUGCCGCAAAUGUGGCUGGGUAUUGUCCUCAGUGUGGUCCUCUGUAUGUUGCCUGUGAUUGGGUACCAAUUUCUCAAACCACUAUUUUGGCCCGUCAGUGUGGACAAGAUUAUUGACAGAAUUCAUCAUUGCAUGAGACAUCCACUGCCACACCCAAGCCGGACCAAAUGGAAACAUGCAAGCUCUCAACGUUCUGCCUAUGCGUUCUCCCACAAACAGGGCUUUGGGGCCCUCAUCACUUCCGGCAAGACAAUGAGGGCCAAAAUGUCCAAGAAAAACAGCUUUCCUUUUAAAAAGUAGAGGCCUUUACAGAAGCCCUAAAGGAGUCAGUCAUUGCUCUUCCUCCCUUGUAUUCACACAACUUAAUAGGGAGAGAUUAGAGUCCCUGGAAACCAGCAUAAACCUGUUCUUCCACUCUCACUCCAGGGGCUCAGCCUCUUCAUUCCCUAGAAGGCUAUGCCCAGGUAAGGCAAGGAAAGGUAAAGGGCCCCCAGACAUCUGUCAGAGUUACAGCAUUUCAAGAAAAAGCAAUGUCAGGCCUCCCUCUACCAACCCUUCCAAGUUUUAAUCCAUACAAGCAAAUGUGGAAAUAAUGUGUGAAGAGGGGGAAUGUGGGGAAGGGAAAAGAAAAUAGGACCUAAGAAUCUUAGUUUGGGCCCUAUUUCCCAUACCCAGAGCAACCAUAAAUUUUGCCAGGGCUCCCCACAAACAUAUUCACCCAGGUACCCUUCUCAGGUUUAUCUGAGGGAUUCAGGGCCUGGGUAGCAAAAGGAAGAGGCAGCUAUGAAAAGUUGGUCAUAAGAAGUUAAAGGAGAGUUUCUGGACCAAAGAAAGAAUGGAGGUGGUUCCUGCCUUGAUAGGACAGCUCAAGAUUUUGCCACCUUCUCUUCUCUUUGACCCCUUUGACCCAAGAACUGAUACCUUUUCAGGCCUCAGAACUGGGAGGGGGAGACUGCAGGGGAUUUAAAAAAAUCUUUUCUUGAGGGACAUAAGCCAUGAUUGGUGAACAUUUGUCUUCAUUCCAUAAAAUUAUUUUGAGAAGAAAUUGUAUGUACUUGGGAAAUUGCUUCUAACAAGUUUAUAGAUAAGUAAUAAAUUGCUGAUUUUCGAGUA